Molecule: messenger RNA, 3929 nt
Organism: Balaenoptera ricei (Rice's whale)
Lineage: Eukaryota; Metazoa; Chordata; Mammalia; Artiodactyla; Balaenopteridae
Product: phospholipid-transporting ATPase IB
Exons: 38
Coding region: 1-3636 (1211 amino acids)
Biological process (GO): neuron development; phospholipid translocation
Cellular component (GO): plasma membrane
Molecular function (GO): ATP hydrolysis activity; ATPase-coupled intramembrane lipid carrier activity; magnesium ion binding
Source: RefSeq, a predicted model, not a curated record
AUGAUAAGGCUGUGGAGGAGGACAAAGUGGGACGUCGGCCUUAAAUCAGCAAAUGCUUUAAAACCAGCCUACUCUGGCGGCUCCCGGGCCAGCCAGUCUCGGAGGACCUGCUGCCCUCUGCUGCCCCUGUGGGUCAAAUCGCGAGGACCUGUUCGUUCUUCUUCGGGCUACAAGAAGGCAGAUGAUGAGAUGUCCCGGGCCACGUCUGUUGGGGACCUGCUGGACGCACCAGCCCGCACCAUUUACCUCAACCAACCGCAUCUCAACAAAUUCCGUGACAACCAGAUCAGUACGGCCAAGUACAGCGUGUUGACGUUUCUACCUCGAUUCUUGUACGAGCAGAUCAGGAGAGCUGCCAAUGCCUUCUUCCUCUUCAUUGCCUUAUUACAGCAAAUUCCAGAUGUUUCUCCAACAGGAAGAUAUACCACCCUGGUGCCAUUGAUCAUUAUUUUAACAAUCGCAGGCAUCAAAGAGAUUGUAGAAGAUUUUAAGCGACAUAAGGCAGACAAUGCAGUUAACAAAAAGAAAACGAUAGUGUUAAGGAAUGGUAUGUGGCAUACCAUUAUGUGGAAAGAGGUAGCCGUGGGAGACAUCGUGAAGGUCGUCAACGGGCAGUGUCUUCCCGCAGAUGUGGUCCUGCUGUCCUCCAGUGAACCUCAGGCAAUGUGUUAUGUUGAAACAGCCAACCUCGAUGGGGAGACGAACCUUAAAAUACGUCAGGGUGUGAGUCACACGGCUGACAUGCAGGUGAGGGAGGUGCUGAUGAAGUUGUCUGGGAGCAUAGAGUGUGAAGGGCCCAAUCGCCACCUCUACGAUUUCACCGGAAACUUGAACUUGGAUGGGAAAAGCCCUGUUGCCCUUGGGCCUGACCAGAUCUUAUUAAGAGGUACACAGCUUAGAAAUACUCAGUGGGUCUUUGGCAUAGUUGUUUAUACUGGACACGACACCAAACUCAUGCAGAAUUCCACCAAAGCACCUCUCAAGAGGUCGAAUGUUGAGAAAGUAACUAAUGUGCAGAUCCUGGUGCUCUUUGGCAUACUUCUGGUCAUGGCCUUGGUGAGCUCGGUGGGAGCCCUGUACUGGAAUGGGUCUCAAGGAGGAAAGAACUGGUACAUCAAGAAGAUGGACACGAGCUCAGACAAUUUUGGAUAUAACUUGUUGACGUUCAUCAUCUUGUACAACAAUCUGAUUCCCAUCAGUCUGCUGGUGACCCUCGAGGUUGUGAAGUACACACAAGCCCUCUUCAUAAACUGGGACACAGAUAUGUAUUAUCUAGGAAAUGACACUCCUGCCAUGGCCAGGACGUCAAACCUUAAUGAAGAGCUUGGGCAGGUAAAAUACCUGUUUUCUGACAAAACUGGAACUCUUACAUGCAAUAUCAUGAAUUUCAAGAAGUGUAGCAUUGCUGGGGUAACCUAUGGUCAUUUUCCAGAAUUGACAAGGGAACCAUCAUCAGAUGAUUUCUGCCGGAUACCUCCUCCGCCUAGUGACUCGUGUGACUUUGAUGACCCCAGGCUCUUGAAGAACAUUGAGGAUCAUCAUCCCACAGCCUCCUGCAUCCAGGAGUUCCUCACCCUCCUGGCCGUGUGCCACACCGUGGUCCCCGAGAAGGACAGAGACAACAUUAUCUACCAGGCCUCCUCCCCAGAUGAAGCUGCUUUGGUGAAAGGGGCUCGGAAGCUGGGCUUCGUCUUCACAGCCAGAACACCCUACUCUGUCAUCAUAGAGGCCAUGGGACAGGAGGAGACAUUUGGAAUCCUUAAUGUCCUGGAGUUUUCUAGCGACAGAAAAAGAAUGUCUGUAAUUGUGCGAACCCCUUCAGGACAGCUUCGACUCUAUUGUAAAGGGGCUGAUAAUGUGAUUUUUGAGAGACUUUCUAAAGAUUCAAAAUACAUGGAGGAAACACUCUGCCAUCUGGAGUAUUUUGCCACGGAAGGCUUGCGGACCCUCUGUGUGGCUUACGCCGACCUCUCUGAGAGUGAUUAUGCGGAGUGGCUCAAAGUCUACCAAGAAGCCAGCACCAUCUUGAAGGACAGAGCUCAGCGGCUGGAAGAGUGUUACGAGAUCAUCGAGAAGGAUCUGCUGCUGCUUGGAGCCACAGCCAUAGAAGAUCGUCUUCAGGCAGGCGUGCCAGAAACCAUAACAACUCUGUUGAAGGCAGAAAUUAAAAUAUGGGUGUUGACAGGCGACAAACAAGAAACUGCGAUCAACAUAGGCUAUUCGUGCAGGUUGGUGUCACAGAACAUGGCCCUUAUCCUACUGAAGGAGGAUUCUUUGGACGCCACGCGGGCAGCCAUUACUCAGCACUGCGCUGACCUUGGGAGUCUUCUGGGCAAGGAGAACGACGCGGCCCUCAUCAUCGACGGGCACACCCUGAAGUACGCGCUGUCCUUCGAGGUCAGGAGAAGCUUCCUGGACUUGGCCCUCUCGUGCAAAGCGGUCAUAUGCUGCAGAGUGUCCCCUCUGCAGAAGUCGGAGAUAGUGGAGGUGGUGAAGAAGCGGGUGAAGGCCAUCACCCUGGCCAUCGGGGACGGUGCCAAUGACGUCGGGAUGAUCCAGACGGCCCACGUGGGUGUGGGCAUCAGUGGCAACGAGGGCAUGCAGGCCACCAACAACUCGGAUUACGCCAUCGCACAGUUUUCCUACUUGGAGAAGCUCCUGCUGGUUCACGGCGCCUGGAGUUACAACCGGGUGACCAAGUGUAUCCUGUACUGUUUCUACAAGAACGUGGUCCUCUACAUCAUAGAGCUUUGGUUCGCCUUUGUUAAUGGAUUUUCUGGGCAGAUUUUAUUUGAACGUUGGUGCAUCGGCUUGUACAACGUGAUUUUCACGGCGCUGCCCCCCUUCACUCUGGGCAUCUUCGAGAGGUCAUGUAGCCAGGAGAGCAUGCUGAGGUUCCCGCAACUCUACAGGAUCACCCAGAACGCCGAGGGCUUCAACACCAAGGUUUUCUGGGGUCACUGCAUCAACGCCUUGGUCCACUCCCUCAUCCUCUUCUGGUUUCCCAUGAAAGCGCUGGAGCACGAUACUGUGUUGGCCAAUGGUCAUGCCACAGACUAUUUAUUUGUUGGAAAUAUCGUUUAUACGUAUGUUGUUGUUACUGUUUGCCUGAAAGCCGGUUUGGAGACUACAGCUUGGACAAAAUUCAGUCACCUGGCCGUCUGGGGAAGCAUGCUCAUCUGGCUGGUGUUUUUUGGCAUCUACUCAACCAUCUGGCCCACCAUUCCCAUCGCUCCAGACAUGAAAGGACAGGCAACCAUGGUCCUGAGCUCUGCGCACUUCUGGCUGGGAUUAUUUCUGGUUCCUACCGCGUGUCUGAUGGAAGAUGUGGUGUGGAGAGCGGCCAAGCACACCUGCAAAAAAACACUGCUGGAGGAGGUGCAGGAGCUGGAGAGGAAGUCCAGGGUGAUGGGAAGAGCAAUGCUCCGGGACAGUAACGGAAAGAGGACCAACGAGCGAGACCGGCUGCUCAAGAGGCUGGGCAGGAAGACGCCGCCCACCCACGUCCGGGGCGGUUCCCUCCAGCAGUCAGUGCCACAUGGAUACGCCUUCUCGCAGGAGGAGCACGGAGCCGUGACUCAGGAAGAAAUAGUUCGCGCCUACGACACCACCAAACAGAAAUCCAGGAAGAAGUAAGACGUGGUCUCCCGAUGGAGCCUCAGAAAGAGAUGCGUUUGCUGCACCCAGUGUUAACACGUGUUUGUCAGAAGAGACGGGUGUCAGUGGCCAAAACACCGGAAACACAUCCCGUGGCCUUAGCCCACCCGUUAGUUCUCGAUGCCCUCGCAAACCUGGACACGGGCCGCAGGGGAAGCCACUUUCCCCCUUCCCACUCGUCCAUCCGCAGUGCUUGGCCUGACUUUUGUUUACGCUGUUCCAAAGCAUUCAACUGUGCCCUGUGAGGUGUGAAAUUAAAAACAUUAUGUUCC